CGUCUCUGUGCGGGCGAGGGGGGCGGUUGCUAGGCUGCGCUCCGGGCCUAGUAGGCCGCAGGGGCGGCGUGGCCGGCCAGGCAGGCAGGCAGCCGAAAGGACGGCGAGGGAACGCCAUGGCGGCUUCGCCUCGGCCGGAGCCGCGCGGCUCGGAGACACCCAGCAGCUGCGUGCUGUGUUGCGGAGAGCUGGAGGUGGUGGCGCUGGGCCGGUGCGAGCACCCCAUCUGCUACCGCUGCUCCGUGCGGAUGCGGGCGCUCUGCGGGGUGCGCUACUGCGCCGUCUGCCGGGAGGAGCUCGCCCAGGUGGUCUUUGGGAAGAAGUUGGCAUCCUUUUCAACUAUUGCACUCAACCAGUUGCAGCACGAGAAGAAAUAUGACAUUUAUUUUACUGAUGGAAAAGUUUAUGCUCUCUAUAGGAAGCUUCUGCAGCACGAAUGCCCGCUGUGCCCAGAGGCCAAGCCGUUCGCCACCAUUGUGGACUUGGAGCAGCACAUGAGGAAGCAACACGAGCUCUUCUGCUGCAGACUGUGUGUGAAACACCUGAAGAUCUUUACCUAUGAGCGCAAGUGGUAUUCGCGUAAGGACCUCGCCCGGCACAGAAUCCACGGGGACCCCGACGACACUUCUCACCGCGGCCACCCCCUGUGCAAAUUCUGUGACGAGCGCUACUUGGAUAAUGAUGAGUUAUUGAAGCACCUGAGAAGAGACCACUAUUUUUGCCACUUCUGUGACUCUGACGGGGCACAGGAAUACUACAGCGAUUAUGAGUACCUCCGGGAACACUUCCGCGAGAAGCACUUCCUCUGCGAAGAAGGCCGGUGCAGCACCGAGCAGUUCACUCAUGCCUUCCGGACUGAGAUAGACUACAAAGCCCACAAGACGGCCUGUCACAGCAAGAACCGGGCAGAGGCCAGGCAGAACCGGCAGAUUGACCUCCAGUUCAACUAUGCGCUGAGGCAUCAGCGGAGAAAUGAGGGUGUCGUGGGUGGUGAGGACUAUGAAGAGGUUGACCGAUACAACAGGCAAGUGAGAGGAGGCCGGUCAGGGCCACGAGGAGGGCAGCAAAACCGGAGAGGCAGCUGGAGAUACAAGAGGGAGGAAGAAGACAGAGACAUUGCAGCAGCUGUCAGGGCAUCUGUAGCCGCCAAAAGGCAAGAAGAGAAGAAGCGGGGGGAGGACAAAGAGGACGGCUCCCGUGCCAAAAAGGAAGAUGCAAAAGAUCUGGACUUGAGCACCUCCAAGCGGGGACCAAAACCUCCAGCUGAUGUGCCAGCUCCCAAGGAAACUGCUGCAAAGGCUGUUUUGAGCCAAGAUGACUUUCCUGCCAUUAACUCGACAGCAGUGGGCUCUGUGCAGAGCUUGGCCCAGCCAGCCUCGGUGAAACUGGACGAAGAGGACUUCCCAAGCCUCUCUGCCUCCUCCUCAACUGCCCCCACGGUCUCAUCAGCCAUGUCCUUAACCUACACGGCCACAGCCAGGAGGUCGGCCUUUCAGGAGGAGGACUUCCCGGCCUUGGUGUCCAAAGUGCAGCCAAACAUCAAGGCGGCCUCGACCCUCACCUCCGCCUGGAACUGCGGCUCAGGCAAGAGCAUGGUGAAAGCCGUGCCCACCAGCAACUCCAGUGCCAGCCAACCGGCCAGGAAGGCAGCCCCCAGCAGCAGCGGCAAAGGUGGCAAAAAGAACAAGGCUGCCCUUUGCAGCGACGACCAGGAGAGCGGCAGUGGCCUGACUAGCCAGGAGAUCCGCAGUGCUCCGACCAUGGUCGACGUCUCCUCUCUGCUGGCGGCCUCAAAUUCUCAGACUUUUGUCAAAGUGGGCAAGAAGAAGAAAGUUGGGGCCGAGAAGCCAAGGGUGGCCUCUCCCUCCAUCUUGCAGGAAGCACCAGCCCCCAUCCCUUCUGCGGAAAAGGCACCGGAAGCUGAGCAGGUGCCAACCUUGCCUGCCGACGCCGAUGUACCAGCUAUUGCGAACGGUCACUCAGAGAAGUGUGUGGGCACCUGCAACGCUUCUAAAGAGCCCCCUGGUUUGAAGAAGCCCCCAGUGGCCAGCCAGACCCUGCUGCCUCAGGAAGACUUCCCAGCCCUCGGAAACUCUGGACCACCCCGAAUGCCUCCACCCCCAGGCUUCAACUCUGUGGUGCUGCUUAAUAGCCCCCCGCCACCUCCGGGACUGUCAGUGCCUCUUAGCAAACCACCCCCUGGCUUCACUCCUAUUCCACCCACUAGCAUCUCGGAGUCUGCCCCUGCUCCUGUGAAAGAGCCAAAACCUUGUCAGGGACCCUAUUUGAUCCUGGAUAACUUCCAGCAGCGGAACAUCCAUCUAAUCCAGUCAAUCAAGGAAUUUCUGCAAGAAGACGAAUCCCAGUUCAACAAAUUCAAGACAUACUCCGGGCAGUUCAGGCAGGGUCUGAUUUCUGCAGCUCAGUAUUACAAGAGUUGCCAGGAGCUGCUGGGCGAGAACUUCAAGAAGAUCUUCAACGAGCUCCUUGUGCUGUUGCCGGACACGGCCAAGCAGCAGGAACUGCUUGCCGCUCACAAUGACUUGAAGGCCAGGCUGGGCUCCUCCGCUUCCCCCAUUGGUAGAUCCAGGAAGAACCGGAAGAGCGCCUGGCAGACAGACUUGGGCUCCGACCUCGACUGCUGCGUCUGCCCCACAUGCCAGCAGGUGCUGACCCAACAGGACCUCCUUUCCCACAAAGCCCUGCAUAUGGAGGAGGAGGAGGAGUUCCCCUCCUUGCAGGCUAUCAGCAGGAUCAUCAGCUAGCUGUUCCAGGCAACUAAAUAAAGCCAGUCUCCAUCUUUUAAAAAUCGCGUUUCUUGGAAGGCAGGCUCUCAGAAGAGUGUAGAGCAGCCGGCUCUGUGGGCGGGCAGAGGGAGUUUGUGGAAGGUGCUGGCAGGCUAAAGGGGUUCCUGGGUGGCGGCAGCUGCGGCCGCUGGGGAAAUCCAGUGACAACGGGCCUCCUGCCACAAAAAUGGGCUGGAAUUGCAAGUUCCCAGUGGGUGGAGCCUAGUUUGCCACCACCGUUGAUGAAUUAGCUAGUUUCUGACCUUGGCACAAUACGGAAAUAUGGGCAGGGAGGGGUUGUUUUCAUUUGUAAAAAAAAAUUAAAAACCGGAAGGUUACCAUUUUGGUUGCAGAAAGCCAUUGAGAAUGGCUCAGAAGCAGUCGCACAUAAGAUGUAAGUUGUGUAGGCCGCACAGGAUGGAAGGGUGUUGGGAAUGUAGAGCUGGGCAAAAGUGCCAUGGCAAGUAUGGAUUUGGGCCUUUCCUCUGGCCUACUUUUGUCUCUCACUCUACUUCAGCUUUUUGGAUGAGUUUCUUCCAUCGACAGGGAUGGAACUUCUUAAGAAAAUAUCUGCAUCUAGACUUCAAAGCAUUUUUUCUGUCAAGCUUAAAUGUUUCUCCAAGGAAACCCAGAUUUGUUCUGUUAAAACUGCAUGUAGGUUUAAAAAAUGGUAUUCAAUGCUUUUUCUUCUCUGUGUAAAAUGUGCAUUUCUGCCUCUGUGAUGCGAGUUCAGUUAUUUCCAUUGUCUUUGAGGAAUCUGUGCUGGCUUAGAUCAGCCAGUGGUUGGCUCAUUAAAUGCUGCUCCACAUUGACCACCAUCCUAUGUUGCCAUCUGAUGCCUUGAAAUGCAAGCUUCCUAAGAGUUUACCUAGAAGCGGGUAGGAGAGAGCUGGCUGGGAUCUAAAUUCCACCCUGUCGCCAGGGAGAGCUUCCUCCUUUACAUUGUCUCCACAGGGUAAGCAAACCUCAACAGCUCCAUACAGAGACCUUUCCUAGUGGGCUACCUUGGAAGUGAAAUACACUCACCAAGACCAGAGAAACACCAGCUGAGAGUGUGCAGCCUCUUGUUCAAGUCCAGGAAGAGAAAUUGCAAAUACUUUGGCAACAGGUAAAAUCUGUCCCACCAAAAAACAACCCUUCGCAUAGGAAUUGUCACAUGAGGGCAGCUAGUUUAGAUCCCUCCCCUAAAUCCAGGUUUGCAGAACAUUUAUUUUGCAUUGUGGGUGGGAGAGGCUGCAAAUCAGUCAUGCCAUUUCCACCAGCCUGUGGUAUGAAAUGGUAGAGUCCAGGCCCCCAUUGGACCAGCUGCUGAGCUGCUUGUCCAAACUCAAUUUUUUUCCAGUUUAUCUGCCACCUUGUUGUAUUGCUCAAGGCUUGAUGUCAGCAGCCUUUCACUUCAGUAUUUUCAAGUAAUUAUUAUUUUAAAGAUCUUAUAUCGGGAUGUCUUUACUGAAUCCACCUGGCUCUUUAAUCAAAAAAUGCUUGACACAAUUUAGUAGCAGUUCUGCACAAGUACUGCUGAAAUGGGGGGGGGGGUUUACAAGAACUCCCUGUUUGCUUUAGAGGGGUGGAAGAGAUCUAAACCAGGCUUCCUCAAACUCGGCCCUCCUGAUGUUUUGAGACUACAAUUCCCAUCAUCCCUGACCACUGAUCCUGCUAGCUAGGGAUCAUGAGAGUUGUAGGCCGAAAACAUCUGAAGGACCGAGGGUGAGGAAGUCUGAUCUAAACCUUGGAUCAUUCCCACAAUUUUAAGAAAAAGUUACUUAACUGUUACACAUCCAGUCAUGGCUCCAAAGAUGAUCGUUAAGAUUUGCUCAGUAAUGCAGGACUUAUCUUGAGGUGGUUUUGUUAAGUACUACUUGACUAAAACUAAGAAUGUAGGGUACUUUGGACCUUUGCACCACAUGUACAGGGUGUGUUGGAAAGGAAGGCAGGGUCAUAUUUCCUGUGGCCCCACCAAACACGGGAAACAAAUACACACACUUCCCACAAACAUGGGAAACCUGCUGAGUUAAGACUCCUGGUUAUGUGGGAGACCAGAACAGCUCACCAAAUGUUCUCACUGAUCCUUUGAUACAUCUAGCUGUAUGUCUGUGCUCAUUGUGCCCAUCAAGAAGAAGUUUGGGAGGCCCCAUGUAGCAGGUAGAAUGCUCUCCCCCAGAGCAGUUCUGUCUGCUCUGGCUUAUUGAAGGCAACCACAGGCAUCUCACCUGAGUCCCAUUGGAAAGAGUGAAAUAAAAUCAGGCAGCUGUUCUUGGCAAUUGUCUUCCCCUCUUUUUCUGUUUUAAAGUGCAGAAAUAGUAUGAAAUUGAACAUACAACUGGCUCUGACUCACAAAUAAGUUUCCAGCUCACAAAUAAGUUUCCAGUUUCUAGCUGGUCUGCUGUGGUUAAAACUUCUCAACUGUUGGGGGCUUUAAAAAGCCAAUGUCUGUCAUGUGUCACCCUGCCUGGUUUAGAUUCUUACUAUUUCUAUCCGCUAUUUAUAAGCAUCCUUUAGCUGUUUCAGUCAACCACAGGUCUCUCUCUUCCUUCCCCCUUUACACUCGAUCCAGCAGAAUGUCAAGAGGUCUUGAGCUGUUCAUUUGUAAAUGUUUAUUGAAAAAUAAGUUGCAGUUGGUAUACAGACAAUUAAAAUAACACAGUCACAGAGUGA
This is a messenger RNA of Podarcis muralis (Common wall lizard), 5441 nucleotides long. RefSeq names its product zinc finger protein 598, E3 ubiquitin ligase (gene ZNF598). The record is from RefSeq and is a predicted model, not a curated record. Gene Ontology annotation, biological process: protein ubiquitination; rescue of stalled cytosolic ribosome. Gene Ontology annotation, molecular function: ribosome binding; ubiquitin protein ligase activity. Lineage: Eukaryota; Metazoa; Chordata; Lepidosauria; Squamata; Lacertidae.